Molecule: messenger RNA, 1666 nt
Organism: Zea mays
Lineage: Eukaryota; Viridiplantae; Streptophyta; Magnoliopsida; Poales; Poaceae
Exons: 6
Coding region: 457-1392 (311 amino acids)
Molecular function (GO): DNA-binding transcription factor activity; DNA binding
Source: RefSeq, a predicted model, not a curated record
AACCUACGCCCCCUCCUCUGGGUUCUCGCCUCGCCUUUCGAGGAGGGAGCGAGAGAGAGACAGAAAGAGACACAGUCACACAGCGUAGGGCGCUGCGGCCUGCGGGGAGGAAGGGCACCAGCUUGGUCUUUCUCAUCCAUUCGCAAAUCGCAACAAAUCUUGCAUCUUAUCUUACCCUAGAAAAACAAAUCUUGCAUCUUCAGCUGUCUGUACGUGUGUGUGUGAGAGAGAGACACUGCGUGCCGCAGCAGCAGCUCUGGACAGGCUUACAGGCAAGUCAGAGAGCGAGGGAGGAGCCGGGAAGAGGAGGCCGGAGGGAACAAAAGGGGAAGUUUGGUUCUUUCCUCUACCACCUGGAGCGUCUCCUUGCCAGCCAGCGCCCGGUCCGGUGAGCUCCAUACCAUCCAAGUAGUGUGAGGAACCGUCGUCGUUGCUGGCGAUCCAAGAGACCAGGAGAUGGGCAGCGGCAGGAACGGCGCUGUGGUGAGGCGGUACGUCCGGUCCAAGGAGCCCAGGAUGAGGUGGAGCGCCGACCUCCACCGCAGCUUCGUGCAGGCUAUCGACUCCCUUGGCGGCCAACACAAGGCUACGCCGAAGCUCAUUCUCCAGUUCAUGGGCGCCAGGGGGCUUACCAUAUCUCAUGUCAAGAGCCACCUCCAGAUGUACAGAGCUGCAAGCCUUGGCGCAGAAAGAGGAGGAGGGACGCCAGCCCAGCUGCUGCAAAGGAGGUACUCAUGCAGCGGUGAUGAGCGAGGAGGCCCCAAGGAGGAGUUCCUGUGCUGCCCACCACCACCACCUCUGAAAAGGGCCCGGAUGGGAUACGAGAGCAUGCAGGGAAGCCAUGGAGUCAGUGAUGCGAGGACUACUGCUGGGGGAGGGGGACUGUACUGCAUCGAUGAUUACAUGCAAGCCAUGGCCGUGGGCUGGAGAAUAAAGGAGGAGGGCCUCAUCAGAUGGCAGAGGAGAGAUGCGGCUGCUGCUACGCCUUCCAAUCUCCAAGCCAUGGGAUGUUUGGUGCAAGAAUCUGGCCCCUUUAAGGUACGCCGACCAGAAGCACACCGUCUUGGUUCUGCGCUGAAGCAGCAGGACGGCGACGACUCCAGCAAAGAGGACGGAAACGACGGACGGCCCCAGUCCAGCAAUGCAGCGACGAAGGAGGACGAGGCAUCUGAGCAGUGCUCGCUCUCGCUGUCCCUCGGUAAUCUGGACGCAAAAUGCGGGCGUGGCAUGGCGGCAGCGGCCUCCUCGCGAAGCGGCGAGAGCAGCUGCAUCCUCACGGCCUCGCCGGCGAGGAGGAGCUCCAGCGACUGCUCCGGCCACUCAGGCUGCUUCGUCGUCGGGCCGGGUGGUGUUGUUAGCCUGGAGCUUUCCCUGUCCAUCUGUGGAUCUUAGCUAGACCACUCCGGCCACUUCUGGACGACGAUUCUGUACAUCAGUGGCGGCGUUGGUGAUCGCCGCGUUUGUUUUUUUGGUGUUCGUGGGCACAUCAUGACCGUGUUAGAAAGUUUAGUAACCUUAGAACCAUAGCAUGUUAGUUCUAGCUAAGCUAGUAUGAUGUUUGUUACCUCUACCUGUAGCCCUAGCUGGUAUGUGUAAGGCUGGCUCCAACAAGGUCCCCUAAAGGGUUCUCUACCCUAAAUAUAGAGGAUCAAACGGUCCUUUACGC